AUUGCAGUUUGUGGUUUCGAAUCAUGUGACAUAGGUUUUCUCUACUUUGCCCAUCACUUGUGCACAGAUGGCAAGCAGCACAGAGAUGGCACUCUCUGAUGUUAAAACGAGCUCCACAAGCGAUUACUAUACUCAUGCUUUUUCAGUGAACUCCACAGAUGACUACGACUACUUUACCCCUGACGAGAAUGAUUCGAUAUUGCUGCCCAUGUCAAAUAUCUACAUUCCUGUGCUGUACUUCAUCAUGUUCCUCACUGGCUUCUUGGGAAAUCUGUUUGUUAUUUUGGUCAUCGGCAAACAGCGCAAGAAAAACGGACGGCUUGUGGACACCUUCGUGAUGAAUCUGGCAUUAGCCGACCUUGUGUUUGUCUUCACGCUGCCUUUGUGGGCGGUUUCGGCCCGUUCUGAUGAGUGGCCCUUUGGCGAGACCUUGUGCAAGAUCAGCAGCUUCAUCAUUGCGGUCAACCGCUUUUCCAACAUCUUCUUCCUCACGUGCAUGAGUGUAGACCGAUACCUGGCUGUGGUGCGUCUCAUGGACUCUAAGUUUCUGCGGAGCAGUAACUGUUCGCAGAUCACCUGUGGCGUCGUGUGGAUCAUUUCUUUCUUCCUGGGAAUUCCAUCGUUGGUGUACCGUCAGCUGAAAGAUGAUACCGUGUGUUGGGAGGAUCAGAAAUCCCCUAUUGUCCAAGGAAUUAAUCUUCUGACCAUAUUUUUAACCUUCCUGCUCCCAGUACUGAUUCUCGGCCUCUGCUACGGGUCAAUUUUGGUUAACCUGCGGCGUCACAGUCACACUGCAGCAAACUCUCGUGCAGAAGCCAGAAGACGGCAUUCAGUUAAAAUCGUGUUCGCCAUAAUUCUGGCCUUUCUGGUAUCCUGGCUUCCCUUCAAUUUGUUCAAGACCAUGCAGAUCAUCGAACUGAUGAGUACAGGAAAUCUUAGUGGGGAAACAAGAGUGAUUGUACAUAGUGGACUGACACUGUCCUCCUGCCUGGCCUUUCUUAACAGUUGUGUAAAUCCAGCCAUCUACUUCUUUUUGGAUCAGCAUUUCCGGCGCAGAGCUUCAAUCCUGUGUCUGAGCUGCCUGGGUCAAGGAGAUGUGCAACAGACUUACAUCUCCUCUAAUUCUCUCUCUAAUGGAACAUCUGAGUCUUAUUCUGGAAAUACAUCAACCCGUGGACGGCUUUUCUCAUUUACUGUAAAGGAAUGAAACCUUCUUUUCUGUUUGCUGUUUUCCGAAUGCUCUCUCUCUUUAUCAGUGAAACGGUCAUAUAAAGCUUACAUUAAGAUCUUCAGUUUUAAGCAUUUGCUAAAAUGAGAUGAAUUAAUGGAUGAAUGGAUUAAUGAAUAAUUUAGAGCAUUUAAAAUGAACAUUUUUGAGCAAUGUUCUAUUCAUUUCUAUAUUUAAUUUCCCACAAUUAUUAUGUAAACAUCACAUAGUGUACAAUUCAUUUUGUAAUGUACACAUUUUAACAGUAUUCAAUAAUUUAUAAAGCAUUAUUAAUCUACUUAGUCGUUGUGUAGCAAUUUAGUGACACUUGUGAAUAUUCAGAUUUAUUGUUCAUACUCUUUUAGCAACUUUAAAACAAAUGCUUUUUUUAUAUUUAGUUGUG
Messenger RNA from Carassius carassius (crucian carp), 1610 nucleotides. Its product is annotated as probable G-protein coupled receptor 25. Bases 68 to 1207 code for a protein of 379 amino acids. Gene Ontology annotation, cellular component: membrane. Gene Ontology annotation, biological process: immune response; G protein-coupled receptor signaling pathway. Gene Ontology annotation, molecular function: G protein-coupled receptor activity. Lineage: Eukaryota; Metazoa; Chordata; Actinopteri; Cypriniformes; Cyprinidae. The record is from RefSeq and is a predicted model, not a curated record. The transcript has a single exon.